UCUCACUUUUUUCCCCCCAAACCAAGCAACCAUGGCGGAAGCGCGCGCUGCCGUCAUGUCGCCGUUCGGUGUCUCCUCUUCGGAGGGCGAGAUUGUUCUCCGCAUCAACAAGGAUGCCAUCCCGGCGCUCGUCCGCGCGACCAGGAAGGUUGUCGCCCGCGCUCGCAACGCAGUCAUCAACUCGAUCUUCCCCGCCAAGCCAGUCCAGUGGGUCUUCUCGGUCGCCUCCCCGGCUGCCAUCCUCCUCUUCCCCAACCACCAAUACCUGUCGCCGUACUCUUCUCUCCUCACCAAGUUUGGCAGCUACAUCCCUGGCAUCCGAUCGUUCUCUCCCAAUGGACAAAUCGCGCUCAUCUCGGCUGUGACUGGCACUGGCAUCUUCCUCACUGCUUCCUUCCUGCGUCGUGUCUGCCUCCGUCUUCUCCUCUCGUACCGCGGCUGGCUGUACGAGGCUCCUCGCCAGCAAAGCUUCUCGACCACUGCUUGGGCUGUCUGCGUCCGCAUCUUCACCGGCUCCCAUGCCCUGACUUAUGGCUUCCAAAACUCAAUCCCGUCGCUGCCCGUGCCUCGCCUGAGGCAGACGUGCGCUCGCUACCUCCGCUCGGUGGCUGGCAUUCAGAGCACCGAGGAGCUUGCCCGCUCGCAGGCGCUUGUCGACCAGUUCCUCGCCAACGAGGGCCCGCGUCUUCAGCGCUACCUCAUGCUCAAGUGGCUCACGACCUCCAACUAUGUCUCUGACUGGUGGGAAAAGUACGUCUACCUGCGCGGCCGCUCGUCCAUCAUGGUCAACUCGAACUACUAUGUGCUCGACGCCUUCACCUACAUGCCCUGCACCAACCAGCUUGCCCGUGCCGCUCUUUUCAUUUCCAACAUUCUCAAGUUCAAGCGCGAUCUCGACCGCGAGGAAAUCGAGCCCAUCACCAUCCGCGACACCGUCCCGCUCUGCAUGGCCCAGUACGAGCGCCUGUUCACCACCACCCGCAUCCCCGGCAAGGAGUGCGACACGCUCGAGCACCACGACUACUCGUCGUACAUUGUUGUCCUCCGCAAGGGCCGCUACUACCAGCUCUCCGUCUACAACCGCAAGGGCCAGAUUCUCGCCCCGUUCGAAUUUGAAAACCACCUGCACUGGAUUGUCGAGGACGCCGACCGCGGUGACUCUGCCUCGUACGAGGAGGAGCACCUUGCCGCCUUCACGGCCGAGGAGCGCCACGUCUGGGCCGCUGUCCGCAGCGAGCACUUUGCCUCGGGCGUCAACAAGGAGUCGCUGGACAUUAUCGACAAGGCCAUCUUUGUGCUUUCGCUCGACACUGAAACCCCCAAGGACCUGUCCUCGCGCGGCAAGGCCCUGCUGCACGGAAAUGGCUACAACCGCUGGUUUGACAAGUCCUUCACCUUGGUGCUCUUCCCCGACGGCCGCGCUGGCCUCAACUGCGAGCACUCGUGGGCCGAUGCUCCCGUCGUUGCCCACAUGUGGGAAUGGGUCAUGUGCCACGAGACUGAGGACGCGUACGACGAGCACGGCCACAACAUCCGCCCCGAGAGCACGACUCCUCGCGUCGCCACCGCCGCGCCCCACAAGCUUGCCUGGGACUUUUCGCCCAAGCUCAGCGAGGCCAUCAAGACGGCCGUCGCCAAGGCCACGACCAUCAUCAACGACCUCGACCUCAGCAUUCUCCACCACAGCAAGUAUGGCAAGGACUACAUGAAGCACGCCAAGAUCUCCCCCGACGCGUACGUCCAGAUGGCACUUCAGCUGGCCUACUACCACGAUUCGAACGGCGAAACCCCUCUGACCUACGAGUCGAGCAUGACCCGUCUGUACAAGCAGGGCCGCACCGAAACCGUCCGCCCCGCGUCGGUCGAUGCCCGCGAGUUUGUGCGCGCAAUGGUCAACCCCUCCGUCACCAAGGAGCAACGCAUCCAGCUCCUGCGCAAGGCCGGCGAAACCCACCAAAACCUCUACCGCGACGCCAUGUCUGGCAAGGGCAUUGACCGCCACCUGUUUGCGCUGUACGUUGUCUCCCAAGGCCUCGGCGUCGACUCGCCCUUCCUCAAGGACGCCCUGUCCCGCGCAUGGAAGCUCUCGACUUCGCAGCAGCCCCAGCAGCAGACCAAGCUGUGGGAGCCCGAGGGCAAGGAUCGCCACAAGAUCGGCCCUGGCGGCGGCUUUGGCCCCGUCGCCGACGACGGCUAUGGCACCUCGUACAUGUUUGCUGGCAGCCACUGCCUCUUUGCGCACGUUUCGAGCAAGAUUUCUGCCAAGAACACGGACUCUGCCCGCUUUGCCAACAACCUCGAGCGUGCCUUUGAAGAAUUGGCCGCGCUCUUCCGUUAAAACUUUGGCUAUGUUGUUGCUUUUUGUUGGGUAUUUUUUUUUUGUUUGUUUGUAAAUGUUUCCUCUUUUGAAACCUCGUGUAUGCCAGAUGGUCCCCCUUUUGGAAUUACAAUCGACACCACGAGAUUCUCAAAAAAAAAAAAAA
This is a messenger RNA of Capsaspora owczarzaki ATCC 30864, 2483 nucleotides long. RefSeq names its product carnitine O-acyltransferase. The coding region runs from base 32 to 2338 and encodes 768 amino acids. The record is from RefSeq and is a predicted model, not a curated record. The transcript has 5 exons. Gene Ontology annotation, molecular function: carnitine O-palmitoyltransferase activity. Gene Ontology annotation, biological process: carnitine metabolic process; fatty acid metabolic process. Gene Ontology annotation, cellular component: mitochondrion. Lineage: Eukaryota; Filasterea; Ministeriida; Capsasporidae.